This is a messenger RNA of Molossus molossus (Pallas's mastiff bat), 4088 nucleotides long. RefSeq names its product fem-1 homolog A (gene FEM1A). The record is from RefSeq and is a predicted model, not a curated record. The transcript has a single exon. Gene Ontology annotation, molecular function: protein binding. Bases 343 to 2337 code for a protein of 664 amino acids. NCBI's taxonomy places the organism in Eukaryota, Metazoa, Chordata, Mammalia, Chiroptera, Molossidae.
GCUGCAAAUGGAACGACAAUUCCCACCAUGCACCGUGCUACAAGUUCGCUGGGGCUAGCCCGCGAACUUCUGGGAGAUACAGUCCUCGAACUUCGCAGUUCCUUCUCUACCUUACACAGUAGGCCGGCUGAGAGGACUACAUGUCUCUACGCGCUCCCAUUAGACAACGGCACCAGGCAGCGGCAACCAUUUUGUACCGCCCAAGGGGCCCUUAAGAUGGCGGCGGGGGAGACGGUGAAGGUUGCAGCCUGCUCCUCCGGGCUGUAGCUCGCCGUCUCCCCGUCUCCCCGUCUCCCCGUCUCCCGGCGGCCGGCCCAUGUUGGCCUGGCGGAAUUCCGGACCAUGGACCUCCGCACCGUCGUGUACAACGCCGCCCGCGACGGCAAGCUUCAGCUGCUUCAAAAACUGCUCAGCGGCCGGAGCCGGGAAGAGCUGGACGAGCUGACGGGCGAGGUGGCCGGCGAGGGGACGCCGCUGCUCAUUGCCUCCCGCUACGGCCACCUGGACGUGGUCGAGUACCUGGUGGACCGGUGCGGGGCGAGCGUGGAGGCGGGAGGCUCUGUGCACUUCGAUGGCGAGACCAUCGAGGGCGCGCCGCCGCUGUGGGCCGCCUCAGCCGCCGGCCACCUGGACGUGGUGCAAAGCCUGCUGCGCCGUGGGGCCUCGGUGAACCGCACUACGCGCACCAACUCCACGCCCCUGCGCGCCGCCUGCUUCGAUGGGCACCUGGAAGUGGUGCGCUACCUGGUGGGCGAGCAUCAGGCCGACCUGGAGGUGGCCAAUCGGCACGGGCACACUUGCCUCAUGAUCUCCUGUUACAAGGGGCACCGUGAGAUCGCCCGCUACCUGCUGGAGCAGGGCGCCCAGGUGAACCGGCGCAGCGCCAAGGGUAACACGGCCCUGCACGACUGCGCCGAAUCCGGCAGCUUGGAGAUCCUGCAGCUGCUGCUUGGGUGCAACGCCCGCAUGGAACGCGAUGGCUACGGCAUGACUCCGUUGCUGGCGGCCAGCGUGACCGGCCACACCAACAUCGUGGAGUAUCUUAUCCAGGAGCAGCCUGCUGGGAAGGAGGUGCAGCCAGGGCUGGCCCAGGAAGGUCCUUCCACCAGUCCCGGAUGCAUGAAGCCCCAGGAGGCCAGUUGUUGCAGUUCCUCCCCGGAGGAACCACUUGGCAGUGAAUCGUAUGAGAGCUGCUGCCCCACUAGCCGGGAAGCUGCGGUGGAAGCCUUGGAAUUGCUGGGAGCCACGUAUGUCGAUAAGAAGCGUGAUUUGCUUGGGGCCCUGAAACACUGGAGACGGGCUAUGGAGCUGCGUCACCAGGGGGGCGUGUAUCUGCCCAAACCAGAGCCCCCGCAGCUAGUCCUGGCCUAUGAUUAUUCCAGGGAGGUGAAUACUGCAGAGGAAUUGGAAGCGCUUAUAACCGACCCGGACGAGAUGCGCAUGCAGGCCCUGUUGAUACGAGAGCGCAUCCUGGGACCUUCUCACCCAGACACUUCUUAUUAUAUUCGUUACAGGGGCGCAGUGUAUGCCGACUCAGGCAAUUUUGAGCGCUGUAUCCGCUUGUGGAAAUAUGCCCUAGACAUGCAACAGAACAACCUGGAGCCUCUGAGCCCCAUGACCGCCAGCAGUUUCCUUUCAUUUGCUGAACUCUUUUCAUACGUGCUUCAGGACCGGUCGGCCAAGGGCAGCCUGGGCACACAAAUCGGCUUUGCAGACCUCAUGGGGGUGCUCUGCAAAGGGGUUCGGGAAGUGGAACGGGCCCUACAACUGCCCAAGGAACCGGGGGACUCUGUCCAGUUCACCAAGGCCCUGGCCAUCAUCCUCCACCUGCUUUAUCUGUUGGAGAAAGUGGAGUGCACACCAGACCAGGAGCAUCUAAAGCAUCAGACCGUUUACCGGCUGCUGAAGUGUGCCCCCCGGGGCAAGAACGGCUUCACCCCUUUGCACAUGGCCAUGGACAAGGACACCACAAAUGUGGGCCGAUACCCCGUGGGCAGAUUCCCCUCACUCCAGGUGGUCAAGGUACUGCUCGACUGUGGGGCCGACCCGGACAGUAGGGACUUUGACAACAACACCCCAUUGCACAUAGCAGCCCAGAACAAUUGCCCAGGAAUUAUGAAUGCCCUGAUUGAAGCGGGGGCCCACAUGGAUGCCACCAAUGCCUUCAAGAAAACAGCCUAUGAGCUGCUGGAUGAGAAGCUGCUGGCUAAGAGCACCAUUCAGCCCUUCAACUACGUAACCCUGCAGUGCCUUGCAGCCCGCGCCCUGGACAAAAAUAAGAUCCCCUACAAAGGCUUCAUCCCCGAAGAGCUGGAGGCUUUCAUCGAGCUGCACUGAUAGGAUUCUGAGAGUAGCCCACACCAGUCCUUGCCCUCUUGCUGAACACUUCAAGUGGCAUGAAACUGGAAGAAGGGUUUUCCUACCUCCACAGCCCUUCACCUCUGCAGAGUGGGGAAAGGAGUUAGCUAUUGGUGCUAGAAGCCUUCCAGAUCAUGUGCUCAGAGAACUGUCUUUCUCCAGGAGCACAUGUACCAUCCUUAAUUGGCAGAAGAUGCACGACCUUCCACACAUCCCAUCUGUCUGGAUCUCAGAAGAUUUUGCUUUCUUACUGAGAGGCAGAGGGAUUGAAGCCAUUGCCUUUCUCCUUUGCUAGAAACAGGAAGAAACUGAAAACUGGGUCUGUCCUUCUUUGCCCCUUACAUGGCUGGAUAAACCAAGCCACAAAAUGCAGUAUGAGGACUGGGGGGUCCCAAGAUGGAAAGUUGAAGACUCAAAAAGCAAGACCACCUGUCACUUCUUCCAGCACAGUCGCACCCCGCUCCCUCCCGCGUUGCCAUAGUUGGCCUACAUAGGCAGGGAUCUCUGUUCAGGGCAGCCUGCCACUUGCAUAGCUUUGGGCUGGUUUGGUGUUCUGUUUGUUUAGUAGGUGGGCAGGCUACAGGCAUUGCACAGGAGUGCUGAGGUAUUGCUGCCAUUUUUUUUUUCUUAAGAAUUUGAAAUUUCUUUUAAGACUUGAUAAGUUAAUUUUGCUCACCAAGGGUUUUGUCGCACCUGGGGUGGCCAAGGCCCUCAGGAGCGAGUUUUUGUGUGAAGAAUUGGUAAAGGAGGUAGAAAACUGUGGUAGCAGCUCCUAAAACACAGGUGGCUGUACAUUUCUUAAAUCUUCACUCAUUUGCCUUUUACCUGGGCCUUGUAUUCCCAUCCUCAUUAAAGAAGUAUUUUUUUCUAAACAGGUUCAAGCCAAACACCCAAGUUGCUGAGCUUGAUAUGAGUUUCCCACUGUGAGAACUAGCAAGGUUGGUUUGGGGCAUGGUUUACACAGAUUUAGAAUUAGAACUGCAGGAUGCUUCAGUCCCACACAUCACACAAGUGCACAGCUUUAUUGUGGGUAUAGCCACCCCAAGUGGCCCCACCCACUUUUACCACUGCUUAAGGAACUGAGUCCAGGUCUUCCCAAGGAAAUUCUAUGUACAGCAUUAACUCAGUAAAUCAGCUGGAUGGGACAGUGAAUGCUGAGAACUGUGAUACAAAGUCUUGAGCACUCAGUGUAAAGUGCCUGUGUUAGAGGACCUACUGCAGGGAGAUUUUUCAUGGGUUAUACUGCAUAUGCCCUGAUAGGCAGAAGGGGACUGUUCCUGGCCUAUCUGGACAAAAGUGAAUAGCAGAAAGGGACUGAAGCUCAGGAGAAAGGUCACAUUCAGGACAGUAGCAUCUUCACCCCAUGCCUCUCCUAUAGCAUUGUCCAGUGACAGCUACACAGAGGCCUUCAGACACCACAGCAGGUCCCUGGAUAUUCUGCCCUCUGGGAAAACUAGGUCUCGUGUGGAUUUGCAGUGUUACUUAGGAUGUUAUUUAUUUAUAAGACCAGGUUUUACCUUUCGUUGAGGUGGGAAACAGCACGGAAUAAAGAAAUGAGGCUGUUUAAAUUGUGAGUCCUGGCACUGGUGUUUUAAGUCAUUAAAAAGAUAACAUUUAAAGGAAACCACCCGAGAGAGAGUUCCUUGCUGGGGUAGGUGGGGGAGAAGGAGGGAAGCGGGUGCCUCUGAGAAUAAAACGCAUAGAGACAGUCCACUUAAAGAAGUAGCCCU